AGCCUAAAGUUAUGUCACGUAAUUAUGCAUAACAACUAAACCUCCUGGUAGCCGUGACAAUCGCAAUAAGCUCGAUAUACCACACGUAAUCCGCGAGACAGAUUAAAAUAAAUACAAUAAAAGCAAUAUAUAAACCUACGGAAGCAGAAUUUCGAUUCAAUCACUACCCAUGAGCAAGUAACCGGCGAGCUAGCUAGCUAGCCUUUCGAAUUAUAAAUCCCACCAGCCCAUGUUUAAAUAAUUCAGUAUUGCGGUGUCCUGCAGCGUCAAAUCGUCAAAUCGAAGGAAGCCACGUGCGGCGAUGAAACGAGUUUGUGUUUUCCAAGUGCAAUGAAGUGAUUUUCGACUGGCUGCCUAAAACACAGCGUUUGAUUCAAAUCUAUUACCGAAGAAGCAAAAAUUCCCUGUGCAAUAGUGAACUGAAAACAACGAUAGCCGCUUAGUGAUAUCAACGAGUAAUUAAGAAACGGUUUUUUUUUUUGAAUUAAUUCAGGCGAAUAUUUAGUUCCGCAUCAGUAUGGAGUUCCGAUUCAACUGUCAUCCGCUGUUUCGGCAGCGCAUCGUGCGGAUAAACAACUCGCUCUUGCCAACCGGAUUCGUAGCCCAGUGCCGACGUUCAGCGCUGGACGCCACCGCACAGAUUUCUGAGAUCAUCAAUUUCAUCGGUCAAAUGUCGGCACAAGCUCAGGGCCUAUCGAAUCCGGUGACAACGUCGCAGAAGUUGCGAAACUCUGAUCAUCACAUCUAUCUUAUGUUCGAGCCCAAUGAGAAGCAUGGACUAGUAGUCGGAAUAUUGAAAGUCGGUCGCAAAUCUCUAUACGUGUUUGACCAGAAUGGAGAGACGGUACACGUCACUGCACCGUGCGUUUUGGAUUUUUACGUGCACGAAUCGCGACAACGUGGUGGACUUGGACGGGAGCUGUUCGAACAUAUGUUGAACGCGGAAAACAUUCAACCGGCGGAGAUGGCCAUCGAUCGUCCAUCGGAGAAAUUGCUCGGUUUCCUGCAAAAGCACUAUGGACUGUACAACAAAAUUCCACAAAUGAACAACUUCGUUGUGUAUGAAGGUUUCUUUUCAAGCAAGCAAAAUGCCUCCGACAUCGAUGGCCGUCGCAUGCACAUCACUGCUAGUCCUAACACCAAUCUAUUCGGACCCACAUUCACCACCGCCCAGGACAGGCGGAGGUCCAACUCGCAGACGCGUCAGCCAGUUAUUUCCCCGCCGGUCGUCCAGCAACCCCCGGUGGGACGCUAUGCGGCAAAACGACCUUCCUGCAGCAUGGCACAGAUAAUUCACAACAGUGCAACCACGGUUACAACCGAACCUAACAGCUCCACUUCUCCCACUAACAACCAUCAUGCGCCUCCAUCUGCUUCCACUAACAAUAACGAUUACGAAACCGAUGAUCAUCAUCACCACCAUCAUCAUGACAACGGCCACCAGCAAGAGCCAGACCAGCCGGAACCGGAGGAACCGGAAGCACGCACCAUUCCAGCCCAUGAUGAUGUUGCUGAUGAUGCCCUAUCGGCUAAUCUUCAAAAUUUAAACAUGACGGAACCGAUCGAUUACGCUGACUAUCAUCGCCACCAUCACCAUCAGCAUAAGGCAGGUCAGGAGGUGAAGUUUGCCGAUGAGUACGGAGACAUUCCCGAGCCGGUCGCUGAUCCGGAUCCGUACAGCUUCCAUCCGCACCAUCUCGAGCUGACGCAUCACUCGCCGGAACAACGGCAGCAAAUGUUGACUAAUCGUGAAAAUUCUACUUCUCCCCAAUCGAUCAGCCAGCAGCAAACGCCGGAACAUCCGGACCCAAGAAAGCCUAUCCGGUACACGAAGCAGCACACCGGUAUGAAAAAUAUGUCGUUCGGUGUUGGUGCGGCCGUAACUCCAUCGGACAAGAUGGAAUUCGACCAGGAAGAGAACGAAGGCUUCGGAUCAGUCAAGAUCAAUCGACCAAUCGGCAAAUUGCACACGCGCAACAGCCCCAAUGAUAACGAUAACGACUCCGUUCAUUCUAAAGGCUCCGACAGCAGCCAUUUGACCGAACAUGGUCAUUUCGAUCUCAAAUUUUAUCAUAACAAGCUCUGGUAAAAACAGAAACCGGGAAACCAAAAAAAAAUGUAUUGUACAACACGACAAUGUUCGUCUUCUAACCUUUUUAGUCAUAACAGUUACACAAUAUAAGUCAAAAUAUCUAUCUAGAGAGUACAUAUAGAAUUUCAUAUCUAAGCACUUCGGAGCACCGUUUUUCGUAAACCUCAUUCCCAGAUAAUGGAGGCAGCAUGGUCUGUUUACGGAAACUAAUCAGUAUAAUAGUACUAAUAAACCACUUCUCAAUCGAUAUUGUUGUGUAGAUGUCGCUCUUGCAAUUUUCAGUAGUAAACUAACAGUUUAGUGUAUUGAAGCAAAAUAUCUUGAACGCGUAAUGUAAACGUGCGCACAGUUAACGAUAGUUGUUGUUAGGUUUUCAUUCAUUAUGGUUGAGCUUUAUUAGCACAAAUGUUACCAAAAUGUGUGCUUCUCUUUGUUUGUUGAAUAUAUUUGUGUUUUGUUUGGUGCUUUCUGUUGCCUUUGUGUACACUAUACGAGAACUAAGUUUUUACUAAGUCAAGUGAGCAAAAACAAAAAACAAUACACCAGUGCAUUCCUUGCAGACAUUUCCAAGAGGACUAUCUAGAUGAUUACGUCAUUCAUUAACCGACGAAAGAAUCAUUAUUUGCUAUAGCGUUACAAGAUCCACUAUGUAAAGUAUGAAAGAACACAAUAAACCAAACAAAGUGUUAUCAUUGUGCUGGAAAUGAGCUUCUAAUAGAGAACACAACGUAAUCCAUAUAUUAAAAUAAAUUAUGCUAAAAAUGAAA
This is a messenger RNA of Wyeomyia smithii (pitcher-plant mosquito), 2859 nucleotides long. RefSeq names its product alpha-tubulin N-acetyltransferase. Gene Ontology annotation, biological process: alpha-tubulin acetylation. The transcript is spliced from 8 exons. The record is from RefSeq and is a predicted model, not a curated record. Lineage: Eukaryota; Metazoa; Arthropoda; Insecta; Diptera; Culicidae. The coding region runs from base 518 to 2089 and encodes 523 amino acids. Gene Ontology annotation, molecular function: tubulin N-acetyltransferase activity. Gene Ontology annotation, cellular component: microtubule.